This is a messenger RNA of Annulohypoxylon maeteangense, 1565 nucleotides long. RefSeq names its product cysteine synthase. The record is from RefSeq and is a predicted model, not a curated record. Lineage: Eukaryota; Fungi; Ascomycota; Sordariomycetes; Xylariales; Hypoxylaceae. Gene Ontology annotation, cellular component: cytoplasm. The transcript has 2 exons. Gene Ontology annotation, molecular function: cysteine synthase activity. The coding region runs from base 278 to 1417 and encodes 379 amino acids.
CUCUAGUUAUUUAUUUAAAAAGUACCUACAUACUUUGAAACUCUUUUCAGAGGCUACUGUAGAGAAAUAGGGGACCAUAUAGGUAUGUACCUACAUGUACACGGCCUAAAAAGCGGCCGAGUGCGGAAACCGGGAUGACGUGCUUAUGCGUGCCGGCUAGCUGGAACCGAGCCGGUCCAGCGCCUGCGCCAGCGUAACAAAACUGCCCCGCCAAAAUUAUUAAAAAGUCCAUUUCCUACUCCGUCACAUACUAGGAAUUUAAGGUCCGACAGAAACCAUGUUCCGACACAGCGUGCGACGAAUAUCGACGACGGCGCGCAGGGCCGCGGCUGCUGCUGGUCCUGUGGUCGCGAAGCCCCCGAGCCCGCAUACGCUGGCCGUGUCUAAGGCGCAGGGCGUUGCGAAGGGGUUGACUGGAGCAAUCGGCAACACCCCCCUCAUCCGCAUGAACACGCUCUCCGAACAAACCGGGUGCGAAGUCCUCGGCAAAGCCGAAUUCAUGAACCCGGGCGGUUCCGUCAAAGACCGCGCAGCGCUCUACGUCGUCCUAGACGCCGAAGAGCGCGGACUCCUGAAGCCCGGGGGCACCGUCGUCGAAGGCACAGCAGGCAACACCGGGAUCGGGCUCGCGCACGUGUGUCGGUCGCGCGGGUACCGGCUCGUGAUAUACAUGCCGAACACGCAAUCGCAGGGCAAAAUCGACCUGUUGCGUCUGCUCGGCGCGGAGGUGUACCCCGUCCCUGCCGUCGCGUUCGAUAACCCUGACAACUACAACCAUCAGGCGAAGCGCCAUGCGGAAAGGUUGGAUAACGCGGUGUGGACGAAUCAGUUUGAUAACACGGCGAAUCGCAGAGCGCAUAUCGAGACCACGGGCCCGGAGAUAUGGGCCCAGACUGAGGGGGGAGUUGAUGCGUUUACGUGUGCGACGGGGACGGCGGGGACGUUGGCGGGGGUUACGAGGUUCUUGAAGGAUGUCUCGGGGGGCAGGGUGAAGGCGUAUUUGGCGGAUCCGCCGGGGUCGGUGUUGCAUUCGUAUAUUCAGUCUGGGGGGAAGCUCGUCGAGAGGAGUGGUGGGAGUAUAACGGAGGGGAUUGGUCAGGGACGCAUCACGGAUAACUUGGCUCCUGAUCUGGAUUUGUUGGAUGGGAGUCUGCAUAUUGCGGAUGAGAAGAGUAUUGGUAUGGUGUACCGGUGUUUAGACGAGGAGGGGCUAUACUUGGGUGCUAGCUCGGCGUUGAACGUGGUUGCUGCGAAGGAGGUCGCGGAGCUGUUGGGGCCUGGACAUACCGUUGUUACGAUGCUGUGUGAUGGCGCGUAUAGGUAUGCUGAGCGCUUAUUCUCGAAGAAGUGGUUGGAGAGCAAGGGCUUGCUGAGCGCGGUGCCCAAGGGAUUGGAAAGAUACGUCGUACUGCCUUGAGGAAAGCAACAUAAAAGGGGAAAGCGAAAUGAAGAGUUCUUGGUUCAGCUGGGCGAAGGCGUUUGAAUAGAUACGCAUAUGCAUAGGAGUCGGCAAGCAAGCAAGAUGUUAAAUAGGAGUUGCUUGAUAUGAUAGAUCGAGCAUGCCG